CAAGUGACUGACAUACCAGCCAUACACGACACAGUUACCACACAGCUGCCACACGGUAGACGAGAUAUGCUUCUUUCCUUCUUGCUGCACCCCUAUCACAACCCUGCGGCGAGCAGGGUCCGAUCUGCAGCGCGAUUCUCUUUCAUCAUCGGCGACUUCUCCCGCCACACACUCGCAUGUGGCGAGUGGGGGGUCCCCUGCUUCGACCGCCGAUGCUCACAGGCUCAUUGAUUACACCUUCCUGACCUUGUGAUGUCCUAACCCCCCCGCCAAGGUGUGUAACCGCUGGCUUCUGCUGCACAUGUUUACGAUAUCGUCCAAGGAGGGUGUUCUCGGGAGGCCAGAGGCGUGCCUCACUGCACCCCUGUCACGGCAACUUAUGAAAGUAUAGGAGCUUUUUCUCCAUUUGGGACCCCUACUGAUAGAGGAGAAAGGGCGCGCGGUGCCUGACGCGGGAAGUGGAGCGGAAAGCGGGUGGGUGUCCGACGUCGAAAUUUAGAUCGUCCCAUGAUCGAGGUAACCGUAGCACCAUCCCCGCUGUCAGGAUGGACAAGAGCCCUAUGGGCUGGCUGAGGCGACUCGCCAAGGCGUCGGACAUACGCAUUGCUUGUGGUGGUGUUGAUGCUGAAGAACGCGCGUACUGCGGUGAGUCCCGCGCGAGGUGCGCUGCGCUCAGGUUAUUGUUAGAACUCUUGGCGGGAAAAGUACACAAUAGUGGUGGCACUUCUGCAAUUCAGGUGGCGAAGGCCUUGGAUCUCUGGCUGGGCAGCCUGGGCCGCGCCCAGUGCUGAGAUGGAUGCUGUCCUGACCAACCGCCCUACUCCCCUUCUGGUGCACGAGCGAGCGUGGUGCUGGCGAUGUGACGCCAGUCGGACGAUCCGUCACUUGCGCGCACCCGGACAGCCGGACUAGCUGAGUCGCAAUGUGGGCUCAAGUGCUGCUGCCGCAAUAGAACUGGUUGGCAUAUGCCCAAGGACCUGGAACGCGGUGGAGACUCGGACGAACACCUCGAAUUAGACACUCCACGGGGCAGUGUCGUGUUUUGACCAGGGGCCCGGACCAACCAGAAUCAUGGACGUUUCCAGGAAAUCUAACUGCAUCACCGUG
Molecule: messenger RNA, 1107 nt
Organism: Diaporthe batatas
Lineage: Eukaryota; Fungi; Ascomycota; Sordariomycetes; Diaporthales; Diaporthaceae
Exons: 2
Coding region: 546-791 (81 amino acids)
Source: RefSeq, a predicted model, not a curated record